This is a messenger RNA of Sciurus carolinensis (gray squirrel), 2820 nucleotides long. It is a transcript of the gene Fam53a, whose product is annotated as family with sequence similarity 53 member A. NCBI's taxonomy places the organism in Eukaryota, Metazoa, Chordata, Mammalia, Rodentia, Sciuridae. Bases 182 to 1708 code for a protein of 508 amino acids. The transcript is spliced from 5 exons. Gene Ontology annotation, biological process: protein import into nucleus. Gene Ontology annotation, cellular component: nucleus. The record is from RefSeq and is a predicted model, not a curated record.
GUCACGUGGCGGUUUGUCUUCACAGAGACUCAGCUCUGAAGAGCCCAGGGAAAUGGGUUGUCCAUCUGUGAAGCAGAGACAGCCCCAAGGUUUCCUGCAGACCCAGUGAUGGCCUGGGCUUCCUGAGGUCUGAUGUCCCAGAACUCCAGUGCUCCGCGGUGGGCAGAGGAGGGCGCUGACCAUGGUCACGCUUAUCACCGAGAAGCUGCAGAACCAGAGUCUGGACGACCUCACCUGCAAGGCCUGUGAGGCUGGCCCGUAUUCUGCCGAGAAACUGAGCAAAAGUGGCCAUUUGUUCCCUUUGGAGGUCAGUGUGGACAGGAGCCCCUGGAAGGCUUUCCACACAGGACGGCCAGUUGGGAGCCAGGUGGCCGUGGGGCCUGUUUGCCCCUUCCUGCCAGGCCCCUGUGGCGGGGCUCACACCGGGGGUCUUCAGUGGCGGCCGGAGUCCCCCGGCCCCUGCGCAGGCCUGGGUGUGGGCAGUGCUCUGGACCUCUCUGAGAACACAGGGCCGCCUGCAGCACCACCGACCAAGCGACACUGCCGGUCCCUGUCCGAGCCAGAGGAGCUGGUGCGCUGCCGGUCCCCAUGGCGCCCCAGCGGCUCUCGGGUCUGGACACCAGUCUCCAAGAGGCGAUGCAACAGCGGUGGGAGUGCCACGCUGCAGCGCUGCGGCCCUGGGAGCUCCGCCCCGCCGCGAAGCCCAGGAGCAGGCCUGCCCAGGAGCCCCGUGUUGCCCACCGACCCCACCUCGCCCCUGGCACCCCGGCCAGCCUCGGCCAGCAGCGGCUUCGUGGACAGCAGCGAAGGCAGCUCCGGUUCAGGCCUGCCAUGGUGUGCGGCAGGGCCCUGCCCCCUCUCCUCAAGGCGCCGCCUGUCCCUCUCGCAGGAGCACCUUGUGGACGUGGGCACCCGCCUCCCUUCGGCCAGCAGCACCCCCACGUCCACGCCUGAGCUGGGCCGGCGCCACGGCCUGCUGCGGUGCCGCUCACAGCCGUGCGUGCUCAGCGGGAGGAGGAGCCGGCGCAAGCGGAGGCGUGAGGAAGAUGCCAGGUGGACGCGCCCGUCUUUGGACUUACUGAAAAUGACACGGGAUCUGGAAGAAAACCUGGAGCAGCCCGGAGCUCCUCACAGUGGGUGCCAGCGCACCUGCCCUGGCAAUGCCCACAGCCAAUGUCUGUGGCGUAGGCGUGAAGAGGAGGAGGGUUCUCUGGAAGAUUCUUCCUGCUUGCUAUGGGGGGCUGAAAGCCCAGACUCACAGGUCGUGACUCCUUCUGCAGAGAGCUGGGGUGAUGGAGCCUGCUGGGCAGCUGGCACGAGCUCUGGACACACCGAGCUGUUGUCCAAGCCAGGGAGGCCCGUGUGCAUGGCCUGUGGGUACCAGGAGGGCAGGAGUGGAGUGGGGCUGCAGUGGGGAGCUGUUGGCUGGUGCCUUCCAGCGCUGGAAGUCGCUCGUGCCGGGCAUGUCGAUGGCCUGGGGACAGUCAUGCUCUGGAGAUACUUCAGACAUUCUGGACCCCUUGGGACAGAGAAGGUGGGCGUGGCCGGGGUGGUGCUGGGUCAGGGUGCUGGCAGAGGUGGGCUCACUGUGGCAUGGGAAUCCCCCACAAGGCAUGGCCAAAGGCAAGGGCUCACUGGCCAGGUGCCCAGGUAUGAGGGUAUGGGGAGGCAAGGUCUGGGAGGGGCAGAGCUGCGGUUGAGCACGUGAACCCUGUGGGGGCUCGGCAGCUCUCAGUGUCCUCUACGUGUGGCUGUGUUUCUCUCUGGGGGAUCUAGGGGGCUGUGUGGGACUGGUGCUGUGACCCCCUGGGGGUAAGUGGGAGCAUUGGGGCCAUGGGUACCUUAGCGUCCAUGUGGUCCCACCUGGAGGCCUAUGGUCUCCACCUCACUCCUGCCCGUCACUGAGCGCCAGGCAGAGGGUCCCCUUGUGACCUCUGACCCACCCCUUUUCCCCCACAGCAGCUUCUGCCUCUGCUCGGGAGCCUCUCUCCCUGAGGCCCUAUCCUCCUUGGCUUGGUGGCCGGGCGUGGGCAGCCUCCAUUCAACCCCCAGCUGUGAAGUUCUGACCCGAAACACAUGCUCGCUGAUCAGUCCUCUGCUCACAAGUGAGCCUGGUCCUGGCACCUGCCUUUCUGUGGGAGCCCCGCAGGAGACCCCACGGAGCUGGUUUCAAGCUUCAGCCUCGCUAGGGUCCCCAGGGCUCCCUGAUGCUGAGUGACCUGCUCUGUCCCUUCACGUGGCUCCUGGUCUUGUCUCAGGGGCCUCUUCAGGUGUCUCCGCCUUUCCCAGCGGGUACUGGAACUGUGGUGAGCCUGCCCUGUGUGGCGGGUGCCCCAGGGCUGCCCUGCUUGCGGGGAGGGUGGGGCAGUGAGGGGCUUUGUGGGCUGUGCUUGGCACAUCUCUCGGGGCUUUUGUGUUGUGGAAGUCUGAUGUUUUAGGGUGACCCUAGCGUCUGUGGCAGUUGAUUAUAAUAAAAUACAGGCGUGGAAACUCUACAUCUGUGCUCGUCCAGUAUGUGUCCCCAAGCCGUGUGUAUGACAGAGUUCAAAUGCACUUUCUCAGCCAGUGCAGACACAGUGGGCAGUGUGGACGGUGGUGGGGGGCGCAGGAGGUCAUUUCUCUACAGUGCAUGAUGGUUGGCUUCUACUCUCCGACCUAUCUAUCGUCUUUCACAAUUACAAUAAAAAAUAGGCACCUCAGAUUAUUAAAAAUACACAAAAAAUGGACAUUUGUGUCCCCACCUCAAGAUGAGUGUAUUGCUGUGUUUUCUUCAAUUACUUUCUUAAUGAAAUGCGGCAGCAGGGCCUCAGGGUCUGUUCC